AUGCUUUUGAGAGCACUCAGGCCAAUCCCUAGCCUACCAUACAGGCAGUGGACAAAUGGCCAGGCAGCAUCCCAAUUAGGAAGGCGCCUCCAGGAUGGCCUCCGAUCAGGGGGGGUAGGGGGUGGUUUGAUGGCCUCCGGAGGGGGCCUCGAAGCCAUUUUACGUAAUAAUUGGAGGUCCCUGGGGUGGCAAUUGGCUGCUGGAGAGCCUGUCUGGGCGCCUUCGGCCAUCUCUGCACGCGGAGGAAAGUUCAGACUUUUGCCUGGUGUCCCGGGCUACGUGACGCCCACCGAGGUACCUGACCCCACGGUCCUCAUCGCCCAAAUCAAGCAAGCCGCGGUCAAUGCUAAAGAGGCGGGUUUCGACGGAGUCGAACUGCACGGGGCAAACGGCUACCUUGUGGCUCAGUUCCUCGAGACUCACUCGAAUCAGCGCACCGACAAAUGGGGUGGCAGCGUCGAGAACCGUACCCGGUUUGCGUUGGAGACAUUGAAGGCGCUUAUUGAGGUGUAUGGCGAGAAUGUCUCGAUCAAGAUCAACCCUGCUGGAGGCUACAAUGGCGAGUAUUUAUUUCAGGACCAUCAUUCAAAAACUGAUAGCGAAUCGGUUUCAGACAUGGGUAUGCCUCUCCAGGAUGCUAUCGACACGUACAGCUAUCUUCUGAAGGCCGUCGACACCAUGGGGCUGUCAUACGUCGCCCUCGUCCGAUACAGCGAGGCCUUCGACCCCGAAUAUGAUGGCAAGAAACGGGGCACCCCGCACGACAUUGUCGCCACGUACAGCCCUUUCUUGCAGAAAACCCCGAUCUGGGUCAAUUCCGGUGUGACUCCGGAAGAGGCUGAGAAGCUUGUGAGUGGUGGUGAGAUCGCUGGGGUGUUCUUUGGGUUUGCGCAGAUCACGUGCCCGGAUGUCGGCUACCGUAUCAAGGCUGGGAUCCCGCUCGAUAACGCGCCUGACUUGAAGCAUACGUACGGAAUCGAGGGUGUGGACUAUGCGAUCGGGUACACCGACUACCCCGCUGCGAAGUAGAAUCGAUUCUACAGUCCCUAGAACCUAUCACAUGAAACAAUUUGGCUCAAG
Molecule: messenger RNA, 1080 nt
Organism: Mycena citricolor
Lineage: Eukaryota; Fungi; Basidiomycota; Agaricomycetes; Agaricales; Mycenaceae
Source: the annotation of a GenBank genome assembly